UUUCGGCCUUCCUCCUUUUUCUUGCUUAUUAUCUGCAUUUUCUCAUUUGUCUUUCUAUGCUCCAUCACUUCAAAACUUGCAAAACAUUAAUAUAAAUAAAAUAUAUUUUGCUUCCUCUACUUUCUCCUCAUCCUUCUUCUCUUUUAUUCUCUGAAAUCAUACCCAACUAACACUCUAGCUUUCUCCACUCCCUCUCAUCAAAGGCAAAUGGGGUGUGAUCAUUCUGGUCAAAGACUAAGCUUUCUUAGGUUCUCUCUUCUCUUUCUCAUAGUUUCAAGCUGGAGCCACCAUGGAUUUGUUGCUGAAGGAAGAAAGAGUCUAAAACAGAAGGGUUCUCAACAGGUAGUGAGUGAAGAUGAUAAGACGAUGAUGAGAGCACAGAUAGGGUCAAGGCCACCAAGGUGUGAGAAAAGGUGCAGGUCAUGUGAACACUGUGAGGCUAUUCAGGUUCCUACAAAUCCACAAGCUAAGAAUAAUUCAAAGCUUAAAACAAUUGCUUAUGCAAGUGGUGAAGACAAUUCCAACUACAAGCCCAUGAGUUGGAAGUGCAAAUGUGGCAACCUCAUUUUCAACCCCUGAUGCUGCCUCAUUUUACAAUUUAGUAAUCAAUUUGUCAACUCUGUAUAUGAAUUACACACUGCCAAGUGAUUCUUUCUUCUUUUUUUGGAGCCUUUAUUUUUGUUUUUAUUAGUGUCUUUUUCUCUCUGAGG
Messenger RNA from Arachis duranensis, 710 nucleotides. Its product is annotated as EPIDERMAL PATTERNING FACTOR-like protein 2. The record is from RefSeq and is a predicted model, not a curated record. The transcript is spliced from 2 exons. Gene Ontology annotation, biological process: stomatal complex development; guard cell differentiation. Lineage: Eukaryota; Viridiplantae; Streptophyta; Magnoliopsida; Fabales; Fabaceae. Bases 208 to 579 code for a protein of 123 amino acids.